Poeciliopsis prolifica (blackstripe livebearer) is the source of this 2062-nucleotide messenger RNA. Its product is annotated as E3 ubiquitin-protein ligase TRIM17-like. The record is from RefSeq and is a predicted model, not a curated record. Bases 173 to 1810 code for a protein of 545 amino acids. Gene Ontology annotation, molecular function: zinc ion binding; protein binding. The transcript is spliced from 7 exons. NCBI's taxonomy places the organism in Eukaryota, Metazoa, Chordata, Actinopteri, Cyprinodontiformes, Poeciliidae.
GGCCACGCCCACUAAGUGCCAGAAGCUGGACCUGCUUCUCCGUUUCUUGCAGUGCCGUUUCCGUGGAAGAGGUGAACCCUGGAGGCAUUCUGCAAUUGAAUCUUACAAAAUGCACACGAGACGCUGUUAGAACUUGUGGAAUUUAUUGCAAAAGCGAUACCCGGAUUGCAUAAUGUCAACACACUGCAUCCUCGCUUCGCUGCCAGAGGAGCAUUUCCGCUGUUCGCUCUGUCUGGACCUCUUCACCGAACCCGUCACCACACCAUGCGGCCAUAACUUCUGCAGGACCUGCCUCGGCCAGCGAUGGAGCGAUGGCGACUGUUACCGGUGUCCAAAGUGUAACAAAAGAUUCCCCACGAAGCUAGAGUUCUCCACGAACGAAGUCAUGGAGGAAAUGUCGGUCCAGUUGAAGAGACGGAGAACCGAGGCACUCGAAAGCGAGAACGCCCCGUGGCAGGUGAAGUGCGACGUGUGCGCGGGUUUGCGGCUCAAGGCGUCCAGGUCGUGCCUGGUGUGUCUGGCGUCGUACUGCGACGGACACCUGGAGCCUCACCGGAGGGUCCCCGCCCUGAUGAGACACAAGCUGGUGGAGCCGCUGGAGAACCUGGAGGAGAGGGUUUGUGAGAAGCACGCCAGGAUCCUGGAGUUUUUCUGCAGACGCGAACAAGCGUGCGUCUGUCUGCUGUGCUGCGGAGCAGAGCACAGAGACCACGAGACGGUGCCUGUCGAAGAGGAGGGGGCUCUGCAGAAAGAAAACCUUGAAUCCAAACAAGCAAAAAUCAAAGUCAUGAUUGAAGAAAGAAUUAAAAAGAUAGAGGAAUUCACCUCAUCAUCAGAAAUGAGAAAAGCGAAAGCAGACAAACAAGCUGAGGACGGCGAGAAGCUGUUCAUUAACCUGCUGGGUAGAGUGCAAGAGAUUCGAAGCAAACUGCAAACAAACAUUGAGGAAAAGGUGGGGAAAUCCAAGGAAAAAGUCCAGUUGAUGAUUGAGGAGCUACAGGAAGAGGUGGCGGCUCUGCAAAGGAAACACUUGCGACUAGAGGAACUGUUUCAGACUGAAGACCACUUUCAACUUCUACAGACUUUGAAGACUCUGAACGCCACGUCUGAGACGAAGGACUGGUCCCAGACCAAGGUUUACCCAGACAUCUGCAUCCAAACAGUGCGGAGAGCCAUGGAUCACCUAAUGACCAGUUUUCAAACCGAACUGAAAACGCUGACAACCAUUGAACUGACCAGAAUCGGUCAAUACAAAGAAUCUGUCACUUUUGAUGACUCCACCGCCGGCCCUGGUCUUAGAGUACUGGAGUACGGGAAACGUCUGAAGUUCUCCAAAGAAGCCAGGUCACCAUCGUAUGAGUGUCAAAGGUUUGACUUACCCAUGGUUUUUGGGAAGAUUGGCUUCACCUCCGGUCGGCACUACUGGGAGGUAGAGGUGGGCCGCAGAAACGACUGGCAUGUCGGUGUUGCCCUGGAAAUGGUGGACAGAUCAGACGAUGUAAUUGUGAAAAAAGAAAACGGGUUCUUUUCCAUUGGAAAGUCUGGCUUUGAUUACUAUGUUCAUUGCUCACCACAGCGAGUUCUUCAUCUCUGUACCAGGCCCAGUACCAUGGGGAUUUAUCUGGACUACGAGGAAGGCCGGGUGUCCUUCUACGACCUGGAUAAGAGGCUCCACAUUCACUCUUACGUAGGAGAAAGCUUCACCGGGAGGGUUUUCCCUUACUUCUACCUGCACAGCAAAUCAAAGAGAUCUGAGGCGCUAGUUGUUAAUCCCUACAGGUUCUCGUUCAGUCUUUCACAGUCCAGUUGAAAAGGUUGUAACAUGGGGAUAUGAGUUCACUGAAACCAAAGUAUCUCCAUCAUUCCUGCUGUUGGUCCUUCAUUUAUGUCACCACAGCUGUUGAGUUAACUUUUCUGUGGCUCCAUCAGGCAACUAACAGUAGAGUUCAAACAUGUUGACAAAUGUCCUGAAAUGUAAAUCUGCACCAAUUCUCUUUUUUUUUUGUGUAAACUUGGAAAACAUUUUAAGCACAAAUUGUUUGUAAAUAAACUAAUAACCUUU